Molecule: messenger RNA, 4150 nt
Organism: Falco peregrinus (peregrine falcon)
Lineage: Eukaryota; Metazoa; Chordata; Aves; Falconiformes; Falconidae
Gene: VEZF1
Product: vascular endothelial zinc finger 1
Exons: 8
Coding region: 364-2196 (610 amino acids)
Biological process (GO): regulation of transcription by RNA polymerase II
Cellular component (GO): nucleus
Molecular function (GO): RNA polymerase II cis-regulatory region sequence-specific DNA binding; DNA-binding transcription factor activity, RNA polymerase II-specific
Source: RefSeq, a predicted model, not a curated record
CCGCUUUGUUGUCGGCUCCAUGUAGCUGGGGCCCGGGGGAGGGAGGGGGGUACUGCGCCGCCGGAGCCGCCGCCGCCGCCCGCCGAGGGCCGGGACGCCCCCGCCAUGGAGGCCAACUGGACCGCGUUCCUCUUUCAGAUGUCUGAAUGGCUUUUUAAAACCACGGAAAAUAAAUGGUUGAAAAUCCACAGUUGUCACUGAAGUCAGACAGAAGUUUGGAGAUGCUCGAGCUUGUGCCAUGCCCUGAUUUAGCAGCGUAGCCACCAGGACAGUCCUGCAGUUGACUCUUCAGCAAUCGCUUCUGCAAACCAGCCCCUUAGGCUGUUGUUGAAGGUGGCUGCUGUGGCCAGGUGCGGUGCGGUAAUGUUCAGCCUACCUGUUGCAUCCCAGGCUUCAGCACAGAUGGGACGUAACAUGCAAAUAAAAGCGGACAGGCUGGCCUGGCUCCUAACGAUUCCCGCACAUGAAGCCUCACAUCACCAACAGCAGGCAGCACAGAACAGUUUGUUGCCUCUCCUGAGCUCUGCUGUUGAGCCACCCGAUCAGAAGCCGAUUCUGCCCUUACCAAUAACGCAGAAACCUCAGCCUGCAGCAGAAACAUUAAAGGAUGCUAUUGUUGGGAUUAAAAAGGAAAAACCUAAAACCUCCUUUGUGUGCACUUACUGCAGCAAAGCUUUCAGGGACAGCUACCAUUUGAGGCGUCAUGAGUCCUGCCACACAGGGAUAAAGUUAGUGUCACGGCCAAAGAAAACUCCCACCACAAUGGUGCCCCUUAUCUCGACCAUCGCUGGUGACAACAGCCGAAGUUCAUUGGUUUCAACUAUUGCAGGCAUCCUGUCCACAGUCACUACGUCUUCCUCUGCCACCAAUCCCAGCAGUAGUGCCGGUGCAACGGCUAUGGCAGUGACUCAGACAGUGAAGAAGCCCAGCAAGCCCGUUAAGAAGAACCACGCUUGUGAGAUGUGCGGAAAGGCCUUCAGGGAUGUCUACCACCUCAACCGGCACAAGCUGUCCCACUCAGAUGAAAAACCCUUUGAAUGUCCAAUUUGCAAUCAGCGCUUCAAGAGAAAGGAUCGCAUGACCUACCACGUGAGGUCUCACGAAGGUGGCAUCACGAAACCGUACACCUGUGGUGUUUGUGGAAAAGGCUUCUCGAGGUACCAUGUAGAAAAUCCCAGGCGAGCUCAAGUGUUGGCUUUUCAUAACCAAGAAGGGUUAAGCUAUCAUAGCAAGGGGCUAGGAGAACCAGACAUCUUAGAAGAUUGGCCUGAUCAUUUAAGCUGUCACGUUAAACAUGUUCACUCAACAGAGAGACCCUUCAAAUGCCAAACGUGCACUGCUGCCUUUGCCACCAAAGACAGACUGCGGACACACAUGGUGCGCCAUGAAGGAAAGGUAUCGUGUAAUAUCUGUGGUAAACUUCUGAGUGCAGCAUAUAUCACCAGCCACUUAAAGACACACGGGCAGAGCCAAAGUAUCAACUGUAAUACCUGUAAACAAGGCAUCAAUAAAACAUGCAUGAGUGAAGAGACCAGCAAUCAGAAGCAGCAGCAGCAGCAACAGCAGCAGCAGCAGCAACAGCAGCAGCAGCAACAGCAGCAGCAGCAGCAACAGCAGCAGCAGCAGCAACAGCAGCAGCAGCAGCAACAUGUAACAAGUUGGCCUGGAAAGCAGGUAGAGACCCUGAGAUUGUGGGAAGAGGCGGUCAAAGCAAGGAAGAAAGAAUGUCAGUUCACCUUUGAGAAGGCUAUAGAGUACGUACCAUUCGAAGCUGCUAACUUGUGCCAAACCUCCACUGCUGCUACUACGCCUGUGACUCUUACUACUCCAUUCAAUAUAACGUCCUCUGUGGCUUCUGGGACUAUCACAAACCCAGUCACAGUGGCAGCUGCAAUGAGCAUGAGAAGUCCAGUAAAUGUAUCAAGUGCAGUUAAUAUAUCCAGUCCGAUGAACCUAGGGCAUCCUGUAACUAUAACAAGUCCAUUAUCCAUGACAUCUCCAUUAACGCUCACCACACCAGUCAAUUUACCUACCCCAGUAACCGCUCCAGUGAAUAUAGCGCAUCCAGUCACUAUAACAUCUCCCAUGAACCUCCCCACGCCAAUGACGUUAGCUGGUCCGUUAAAUAUAGCAAUGAGACCAGUCGAGAGCAUGCCUUUCCUGCCCCAGGCCUUGCCCACGUCUCCUCCCUGGUAAAGAAUUUCUAAACAGUAUUAAAAAGGAUUAAAGUGGAAUCCUUACCAGCAGUUCUUUUUUGGGUUUUGUUUGGUUGGGUUGUUUUUUUUUUUUUUUGUUGGGUUUUCGUUUCGUUUUUUGUUUUGUUUUGUUUUAGUUAGUAAUAAAUCCAGACUAAGACACUGGGGCAACAUGCACCAUCAGAGACCAUAGUUGCAUCUUCCCCUUUUGAUUUGGCUCAUAAGGUUCAAACUUGAUUUUCACUGGAGCACUUCAUUUAAAGUAAGUUUUACCUUUUAGCUGACUGAUGCUGAAUUAGAGCAGAUACUUAUUUGCCAGAGUUUAAAAAAAAAUAAUCAUUAAAAAACAGUUUUAUGUUUUAUCCCCCAAAUUAUAACUUAGAAAAUUAUUUUAAUCUAAACACUAGCAAAGACCCCUGUAUCUUUAACAGGGUGGAUGGCUAAUUUUAACUUGCCAGUCAUUAAGUCCACUGUUUCUGAGCUAGUGUAGAAUCUUUGUCUGUGUUGAUGUUUUUUUUUAUGAGUAAAUGCAUUACAAUGUUGUCAUUUAAAAAAAAUGCAUUUUGGAGAAAAUAUGCAUUUUACCUUUGGGAAUAUGAUAAUUUCAGGCAGCAUUCCCUAUGGGAAAGGUGGUACCAGCUCUGAUAUGCAAAGCAUAUGAUAACUUAUCAUUCUAACUUCAACAUAUAAUAGGGAUUGUGACCUGAUAUUUGGAGAUGUAAAUAUUACCCAACAUAUUACCCUAAGGGAAUAUAGCAUUGUAGUCAACAUUUUUUAAAAAAACUGUUAUUGUUUGAUGAGAAACAGCCAUGGCUGAGAGAAGAGGAGUCGAAAUGUAUGUAAACAUGGUCUCUGAACAGUCAGACCCCUAUGGGACUCUUAUCUAGGAGCAAAAGGAGUGCUUUGAAACUUAAAAAAUAUUGCUUUAAGCUGGAAGAUUCUGGAGGCACUGGGUAUGAUUUUUAUGCUCUCUGCCUCUCAAUCAGAGCCUGCUGGUGUUACAGCAGGGGACAGACGUGUUAGUUGUUCACUAGAAGUUUUGUCUUAUAUUAAAUUGUAUACAGUUUUUAUUCUAACCACUAACUAGGUAGGAUGCCCCUCCAGGACAAGCAGAGAGCGUCUUUUAAUUUCUCCCCUAUUUCUUAAUCAAGUGUUGUGCAAAUCUGUUCAACUUUGUAAAUAUUUGCAAACAUCAUCAUUUUUACGUUAUUCUUCUAUUGUGUUAACACAUUUCUAUCAGUUUGUGGGAGUUCUGGGGUGAUGGUUUGGACUAUCCAGCCCAGAACUUCUCCACAAAUGGUCACACAUGUUUAAGCUACAUGUGCUUUUUAUUUCUUAACUUGUUUAUCUGUACAUAAAGUAGAAAGCAAAAUCUAGGGAAACAGAUAUACUUUUUAGACUAUCACGUCACAUAUUCACGUUUUUAAAACUUUGUUUAAAAAAACCACCCUAAACCCAAGACUCUACAUUAAAAAUAAAUAAAAAAUUACAGUUGCGAUGUUUUUAUCUUAAUGGAGUUGAAAGCUAUGGAGGUUAGCGUGUGCGCAUUUUCACAGAGUGCUAGCAGGACUGACUAGUCAAAAUGGACUGCUUCUGUUUCUACCCUGCCAUGUCAGUACAAGCAGUGAUUGCCAGGCUGCUGGCUCAGGUGACAGAUAUCUGUAUCAUUACGUGAAACUGUUCUAGGGGCUUGGACUACAUAGUAAAACAAAAACAAAAACAAAAAAAAAUAGAGCUUAGUGUAAAAUAAUUUUAUAAAUGAUCUUUUGUACUUUAGGACAUCAAAUUGUACAACUUUUGUAUAUAUAAAAGCUUAGGAACUUUCUGUUUAGCAGAAAGGCAACACAUUCCUACACUUUUAAUGUAUAUGUUUGUUAUAAUGUCCAUGUAAACAUAUGCCCUAUGUUUGUGCCUUUUAAUUAGUUUGUCUCAAUAAACAAAAAUGUAGAGAAGAA